Saccostrea cuccullata (small rock oyster) is the source of this 394-nucleotide messenger RNA. Its product is annotated as tigger transposable element-derived protein 6-like. The transcript has a single exon. Lineage: Eukaryota; Metazoa; Mollusca; Bivalvia; Ostreida; Ostreidae. Gene Ontology annotation, molecular function: DNA binding. The annotation marks the transcript as partial. The record is from RefSeq and is a predicted model, not a curated record. Gene Ontology annotation, cellular component: nucleus.
AUGCGUCGACAGGAAAGAAAAGUGAUACUGUUUGUGGAUAACUGCAGCGCCAAUCCCAAAGAAUCAGCACAGCGACUAUCCAACAUCCGCCUGGAAUUUCUGCCUACCAACACCACAUCAUUGAUUCAACCGUGUGAUCAAGGCAUCAUAAGAAAUUUGAAGUCCAGCUACAGGAAUGAAGUUGUGAAGAAAAUCAUCGGCGAUAUCAACAAAUCGGAGCUAUCUGCUAACGACCUUGGCAAGCCUGUAAUACUGCUGAAUGCUAUUCACAUGCUUAGGAAAGCCUGGAACGCCGUGAAAUCAUCAACGAUACAGAACUGCUUCAGGAAGGCCGGAAUCACAGCUGAUCAACACCAGGAUUCCGAUGAAGACCAGAGGCCCAUGGGCCUUAUAG